AUGGAAUGUCUAGUGGUAGAGGGAAAUGCCAUGGCUUUCUUGGGGCUUAUGAUGAGAGCUGUUGAGAGGGGUUGCGUGCCAGUUGUUGAAUGGUUCGUUCAAAGGGGUUGCCGGGACAUGGAAAUAUGUCUUGCCCUUACGGCUGCCACCUCCAGCAGUCAAGUAGAUAUUGCAGAAUAUCUUCUCCUGCAUGUUCCACAGCAUGUUCUUUCUGCACUCAACAUUGAAAUUCUCGAGGGUGCUAUUGCUGACAACAUUGCUAGAUCUGUUGAAGACGCUGUUGCUCCUGACCUCAAGGCCUUUCUUCAAGCGAAUUGGUCAGAGGCGGCUUUUUUGGAUGGACUGAGACAAGGGGAAGUACAUUACUUGAACCUCAAGCACAUUGUAAAAUGGGGUGAAUCUCCCAUCUGCUUAAGGGAUCUUCCGGGCCCUAUGAGGGUAACAAUAGCCUACCUCCCACUCUAUAGGGAAUGCAUUAAGACAGGAGGCCGGUUUGUUGAGGAUACUCCAGAAUCCUCUCCAGACAUUCAGCAAUCUUCUCCGGAUAUUCAACAAUCCUCUGCAUAUUUAUAG
Fraxinus pennsylvanica is the source of this 573-nucleotide messenger RNA. The record is from the annotation of a GenBank genome assembly. Lineage: Eukaryota; Viridiplantae; Streptophyta; Magnoliopsida; Lamiales; Oleaceae.